ACUUCAAGGGUCACCCCAGACUUUGCCAACCUUGCCGAACUCCUUCAAGAUGGUGAAUUCGGCCAAUUCAAGCUUCCCUCCAAGUUUGCAGAGGAAGAGAAAGAGGACGACUACGCCCCUCGCCAAGCAAUUGACUGGCUGGAGCGACGCGCAAUCGCAAAUGUUCCAGAAACAAUAUGUACAUUUGAUGCGUCAGAAUAUCUUGUAAUGCGAGCGAAAGAAGAUUCAUCGAAGCCUCCAGAGGUCCGAGGGGGUCCACGAGAUGCGCUAAUUGUGCAUGCGACUGAGCAUAACUCCUCCGUACUAUUUCAAGAAGCAUUCCUUGUCACUUAUCGAACAUUUAUAUCGUCUCAUGAUCUCAUUAACAAACUCAUUACAAGAUACGUGUAUAUGUCCAUGUCGGGAGACCGAGCAUCGCAAUCAGCAGCUCGUCUAACAUUUUCUGUACUGGUACGAGUAGUGGAUGAGCUAACAAAUUAUGAGUUGAGCGAGGUACUCGUACAUACCGUAACCUCAUUCGUCUAUCGCCUCAUUCACGAAGGAAACCUUAUUUUUGCCCGAUUGCUCAGGAAACGUCUUUUAGACCGGAUUGUAACGCCAAAACCGCCUUCUGCGACCGUCUCGAAAUUAAUUCCACCGCGAAAGCCAUUUAAUCUUUUCGACUUUCGGUCAGCCGAUAUCGCAUGUCAAAUGACUUACAUCGAUUCUCAUCUAUUUCAUCUUAUUGAGCCUGCUGAACUCUUAUGGUGGGCACAAGAGCAAGAUGAAGUGAAGAGCCCAAAUCUAGUAACAUUCACUGAGCACUUUAACAAUGUGUCAUUUUGGGUCCGAACCUUAGUGAUAACGCCUUCUAAUUCUAAAGAAAGGGAAAAGUACAUGUUAAAAUUCAUCAAAAUCAUGAAGGUGGGUAUCGAUUUGACAUUGAAAUGA
Molecule: messenger RNA, 930 nt
Organism: Strongylus vulgaris
Lineage: Eukaryota; Metazoa; Nematoda; Chromadorea; Rhabditida; Strongylidae
Source: the annotation of a GenBank genome assembly